UUCGAACAAAUGAACGACAAAAUGUCAAAUUGAGAUUAAUUAUUUUUAAUCCGUAGAAUUUUUGUUUGUCUCGAAUAAAAGUUUGCAACAUUCCCAGUGUUUUCGUUUUAGAUAUCAAAUGUAAUUCCAAACGUCUUAGUGACUUUAUAUUUAUCCAUUUUCUUCCGUAUCAACGUUGAUACCUAUUUCUUAAUAUGUCGGAGACGCGUCGUAUACAACUCCAUUUGGGGAAGUGUAUAGAAGAUUUAGACAAAUUAUACAAUGUACCGGACUUAAAAUCUAAAAGAGCAGCUUUGUUAUGCAAGACAGCCCAAAAACUCUUCGAAAAUGCUGAGGAAGCCCGUGCAAAGGGUGACGAAGAACACUCCUACGUGUAUUUCAUGAAAUACCUCCGCGUAGUUGCAUAUAUAACUAAGGACAAAGAGUAUGUAAAAGACAAAACAUACUUUAACAAUAUGCUUGGAACUAAGAACCCAAACAAAGCAAUAGAUGCCGCUGAAAAGUUGAAAAUGAGUCUGAUUGAGAGGUAUGCUAAAGAGCAAAAAAACAAACGCCUCAUGGACAUACAAGAGAAUGAAUUGAUCAAACAAAAGAUAGACGAGAAUCGCAAGAAAGCAAUGGACAUAGCUGCUGAGCCACCACCAGUUUUGGGUCUACCUGGUCCUGAUGAAGUGACAAUUAAAAGUGAUCAAUUGUAUCAAAUACUGAAGAAUGGCAAGUUGAAGGUUAUGAUAUUGGACGCAAGGCCUGGCAAUGAUUAUAUUGAAUCGCACAUUAAUCACCCAGCCUGCAUCAGCGUGCCAGAGGAGAGAAUUUCACCUGGGCAAUCGGCAAAUGUAUUGGAACAGAACCUACCAGAAGCCUCACGGCCUGUCUGGGCUGAGAGGGCCAGCAUGGAUCUAAUUGUUAUGCUGGAUUGGAGUAGCACUACUGUGAUACCAGGGAAACCCUUGCAUCUGCUGAAGACCAUUCUACUUAAGUGGGAUAUAAAAGUCCAAUAUGCAAGACAGCCAGUAGCACUGUGGGGAGGCUACGAGGACUGGCUGCUCAAGUAUCCAGCGUUCACCAGCAACCCGCAGGCCGUUCCACCCUCGCAGGAGAUCAUGUUGGACGAUAUGCUGGGUGAAAUAGAUUAUCCAAAUUUGUCGGAUCUGAAUCCACCUGCUCCGGUCAGCCGGCCCAAGCCUGGCGAGCCAGUUGUGGACAGGUCCAGUAAGAGCGCCGCGGUGGAGCUGUACGCGGAGCGCGCGCGCAACGUGCAGCACAUCCUGGAGCAGCAGCAGAUGAUCGCCGACACCUCGCUCACGCUCGAGAUGCAGCGGAUCGAGGCUGAGCAGGACUGGGAGAAGACGCGGCUGCAGAGCGAGACGGAGCAGCGCGACGAGCUGCGCGCCAUGUACCAGCUGCGCGAGCAGGAGAUCAUCUCGCAGCUCAUGCAGCUCGAGAACAAGCAGUACGACAUGGAACAAGAGAAUCAGUCGUUGCGCGAGAAAUUAGAGGAGUACCAACGGAGGGAGAGGGAGGAGGCGGCGAAACUCGCCGAGAACAUCGCGAAGGUGCAACAAACGCCCGAUGCUGAUGUGGAAGCGGUGAAGCAGGCGGCGGCGCGCGAGGCGGAGGCGGCGCGCGCGCGCAUCGCGGCCGUGACGGCGCAGCGCCGCUCGCUCGACCGCCGCCGCGAGCUGCUCGAGGCCGAGCGCAAGCGCCGCCUGGCCCACGCGCGCGACAAGCGCAAGCCCUGCAAGGAAGAGGACACAGAGUCGUUCGGUUCCGGCACCGACAGCAACUCGGCGCUCAACCGCUCGCAAUCCUCGCCCAAUAUCGCUAAGCUGUCGUCGGACGAGGAGGAGGCGGCGCCGCGGUUCGACCGCAGCACGAAGCCGGCCAAGCUCGCGCCGCUCGCGCGCGCUCGCGACUUCCAGCCCGUCUGGGGGGACGUGGGUCGUGGUCUAACAGGCCUCAAGAACCUCGGCAACACGUGCUAUAUGAACUCGAUCAUACAGUGCUUGAACAACACGGCGAUACUAGUCACGUACUUCUGCAAUGGACAGUACUUGGAGCACGUCAAUAGGUCGCACAGCACGCGCGGCGCCAUCGCGGAGGAGCUGGCGGCCGUCGUGCGCGCGCUCUGGUCGGGCCAGUACCGGUUCAUCGCUACCAAGGACCUGCGCAACGAGGUGGGCAAGCACCAGCGCACGUUCCGCGGCAGCGAGCAGCAGGACUCGCACGAGUUCCUCACCAUACUCAUGGACUGGCUGCACCUCGACCUGCAGUUCAGCAUCAAGCCGCCGCUUAAGGAGAGCCUGGGCGCGUCGGAGCGCGCGUGGCACGAGUACACGCGGUCGCGCGAGAGCCUGGUGCUGCGGCUGUUCUACGGGCAGAUCCGCUCCACCGUGCGCUGCACCGUGUGCGCCGCCAGCUCCGCCACCUACGACUCCUUCUCCAACCUCUCGCUCGAGCUGCCGCCGCACGCCGCGCGCUGCACGCUCGCGGACUGCCUCAAGCUGUACCUGAACGGCGAGACGAUACCCGGCUGGAACUGCCCCACGUGCAAGGAGAAACGCGACGCCGUCAAGAAGCUCGACAUAUCCCGCCUGCCGCCGGUCCUGGUGAUACACUUUAAGCGGUUCUACCUGGACGCCAAGGACUACAUGUGCAACGCGUACAGGAAACGGCAGACGUACAUCGAUUUCCCGCUGGAGGGGCUGGACAUGGGGCAGCUGGCGCUCAACUGUCCCGCCAACGGGUACGACCUGUACGCCGUCUCCAACCACUACGGCUCCAUGGAGGGGGGGCACUACACCGCCUAUUGCAAGAGCAGCGUGUAUGGCAAAUGGUACAAGUACGACGACCACUUGGUCACUGAGAUAUCGCCGAGCGAGGUGAAGUCGAGCGCCGCCUACAUCCUGUUUUACACGUCGUGCGAUCGCACGUGAUCGCGCGUGCGCGGCCGCCCUUACGCCACGGGUCGCUAGUGUGCGCGCGCCCUUACGUUGAGUGCACACGCCCUUUGGAAUAAAGAACGGUCGGGCCUAGUGGGUUGUGUGUUGAUGAAACCUGAUGUAAAAAGCACACGCGCGUGUGUACACCCCCCUUGGAAUAUAUAGAGCUUUGCUUGAGCUGCGAGCGUCGUGUGUAAGCGCCCUAAUGUCAAAAGAACACGCGCGUGUGUAAAUUAUCUUUAACAUUUAACGCUUAAACCGCAAACUUUGUGUGUACGCGUCCUUAUAAAUCUUAUGAGUCGAAUGAACGUGAAUAUCAGUGUGUCUACAGUAUGCACCUUGGAAUAUGUAACGCUUAAGUUGCGAAUAUCAUGUGUGUACGCGUCCUUAUGUUGUGUGCACACCGCACACACAUUGUGUCUACACCUCUGUUACAUAUUAUAAUGCUUUGAACGGAAACUGUGUUUAUGAAAGCGCCUUUAUUGGGUACAACCUAUAUGGAUAAAAUUACGCUUCGCCUUAAGUGUAGUCCCGUGUAUUAUAUUUGAAAACUAUUUGUCGUGCAUACACCCCCUUAUGACUUGUGUGUCACAACAUCUAUGAGAGUAAACGUGUUUUAUAACGCGCUCUUAUACGUAAAAGACACGUGUCCCAAGCAGUUAUAACUUUUGUAUAGAUCCUUGAGAUUACCAGAUAGUGUGUACACGGCUUUAUUUCUAAAUAACAAACAAUUAGUUUACACCAUUUUAAUCUUCUACUACACUCCAUAGAGACCGUCUUGUGUGUGCAGACCGUUAUUUUAUAAAUUUUUGCCCUCAACAAAGUUCUAACUCAUAUCUACUUCCAUUAAUAACAAUCAUGUACAUGUAAAAUAGGAAAUCUCCACUUAAUAAUUCAUUUAAAAUAAACUUCCAAAUUUGUAAGAAAUUACCUGCUUAUAAUAUGUUUGCAUACACCCUUAUGCACCCUUAUAGAUGGAGACCCGUUAUUUCAAUAAGUAUUUAUAAAAGAAAGUUGUAUAAAAUAGAUAAACAUAUUUUUUUUCCAUCGCAUUAAUGCUAGUUGCUAAAUACUCUGUACAUUUAAGUAUUUUAAAAGCAUUCAAAUACGUAUCAUAUUAAAUUCCUCGUUAAUUCAUUGUUAAGAGGGAGUUGUCGUUGAAAAUCUAUAAUAAAUUAGUACAAAUUGGUAUAAGAAAAUACCAACUGUCACAUAUUAACAUGAAUAAAUAGUUAACACAAGGCGUCUUCCUCAUUGAGCCAAAUUGCUUUCAAGUUACAUUCGGUUAAGGCAGUUGUGAUUAUGAUAAUUAUAAUUAUAGUUAUAGUUGUUUAUGGAAAUUUAUUAUCUGUUGGAUAAGGUUUUCGAUGCUAAUUUUUAACAUGGGAAUAAUAAAUAUAAUUAUAUUAGGAGAAAAUUGGUCAGACGUUAUUUUUCUCAUUUCAAAUUCGAUUACAACUACAUUCGUCAGUACAAAGUAUAAGUAUAUUAAUGACUAGCGGUCCGCCCCGGCUUCGCCCGUGGUACAUAUAUAGCCUUCCUCAAUAAAUUGGCUAUCUAACACUGAACAAAUUUUUCAAAUCGGACCAGCAGGUCAUGAGAUUAGUGCGUUCAAACAAACUGUCAGCUUUAUAAUAUUAUUAUAGAUUAUUUUCGCCUUGUAUCGAUUUAAUAGUGACAAGCGAUCCGCCAACACUUAACAAAAAGCUUGGUGUCAUAGACAACUUCAUAAAAUUCACUUGUGAUUAUCGCUGUAAAGUUGCUUGCGCCGAUAUAAAAAAUUGAAUGUAAAAAAAAGUAUUUAUUUUUAAUAUUGUAUGAUAUGAUUUAGAUAUGAAUGGUUCUGGAAAGACUGAAUACACGGUAAUGUAUGAGAGUAGGUUUUGAGGGCUCUAGAAUUUACAAGUUUGUAUCAUAUAAAGACUAAUAUUUAAUUAAUUUUGGAGAUUGUUAUCAUUAUUUAUACGCGAGUCGUCGCGAACUAAUGCGUUAGUAUUUAAAUACUUAAUUAAUUUAAUCUAGUUCAUAAUUCACAUUAACGUAUGUGUAAAGUUAGGUCCAUGAAAUCGUACUUGAUGAUAAAUGUUUAAACCUCAUCAAUAUUUAUAGUUCACGGUUGAAAGGCAAGCGGCGCAAAUAAUGGAUUUCUUUAUAACCGCUAUUUUCUAUAGGUGUUACCGUAUUUCUAAAAAUAUUGUUAUUUUUAUGUUUAAAUCUUAUAAGUUAGUGUUGACUCGAAAUAGUUUUGUCCGUAGGCGACGUUUAGUUCAAAGAUUGUUGUAUUUUAAUAAGCCUUAAUAGUUAAUUUCUAUUAAUUCCGAACGGAUAACGCGAUAUUAUAUUUAAUUAGCAAUGCAACACUAUUAUUUGCGUAUGGUAACGUUGGUGCCAUUUAUUGGUAAAAGAAUGAUUUGUUUUGUAAAUGUUUUGUUUGUAUGACCCAUUUGUACAUAGCAUUACUGGAUACCUAUUGUGUAUACUUAAGAUGAAAAUUUAUUAAAUUCUUUGUUAAAA
Zerene cesonia (dogface butterfly) is the source of this 5456-nucleotide messenger RNA. RefSeq names its product ubiquitin carboxyl-terminal hydrolase 8 (gene Usp8). Lineage: Eukaryota; Metazoa; Arthropoda; Insecta; Lepidoptera; Pieridae. The record is from RefSeq and is a predicted model, not a curated record. Bases 195 to 2936 code for a protein of 913 amino acids. Gene Ontology annotation, biological process: protein deubiquitination. Gene Ontology annotation, molecular function: cysteine-type deubiquitinase activity. The transcript is spliced from 19 exons.